AUGGCCAAAGGAGGAGGGGGGUCGGGAAUACCGACAGAGGGUUGGGGUGAAUAUCUUCAAUACAGCUUCGGCAGCGAAUAUGUUGUACGCAAUGCCGCUAUCGGCGGCAGAAGCGCGAGGUCAUUUACCCGCGAGGGCCGGUUCGCGGCCGUCGCCGAUGUGGUCAACCCAGGCGACUGGGUCGUUAUCGAAUUCGGUCACAACGAUGGAGGCAGUCUUAGCACCGAUAACGGGCGUACCGACUGUCCGGGAGACGGCGACCAGACGUGUGAGACGACGUACAACGGCGUCCAAGAGACGGUUCUGACGUAUCCUGCGUAUUAUAAGAACGCCGCGAAGCUGUUCCUCGAAAAGGGGGCAAAGGUCAUCCUCAACUCGCCCACCCCUAACAAUAUUUGCGAGACCGGCACCUGCGUCGACGACGUUUCUCGAUUCGACUAUUACGCGUGGCUCGCUGCCGCCCAGCUGGCAAGCCCAUCUGUUUUCCACGUACCCCACAAGGCCUACGCGGUUCAAGUUAUGAAGAACCUGGGGCCCUCGACUGUCAACGCUGGCUAUCCAAAGGACCACACGCACACGGGAGCCUACAUGGCCGAUGUCAUGGCAGGUAGCUUUGUCCUAGGCCUGAAGUGUGGGACAUCAGCACUCGGUGCGGCUGUUAAGAAUUCAACCGAGUCCUUGACGACUUCGAUUUACGGACCAUGCAUACCACAGAAUAGCACUGUGCCCAUUUAG
Durotheca rogersii is the source of this 735-nucleotide messenger RNA. Its product is annotated as carbohydrate esterase family 12 protein. The coding region runs from base 1 to 735 and encodes 244 amino acids. The transcript has 2 exons. NCBI's taxonomy places the organism in Eukaryota, Fungi, Ascomycota, Sordariomycetes, Xylariales, Xylariaceae. The record is from RefSeq and is a predicted model, not a curated record. Gene Ontology annotation, molecular function: hydrolase activity, acting on ester bonds.